AGGUCAUUGAAAUUUGGCUCUCCCUAUGAUGUCAUAAGGGGAUCUUAUUAUAAUAAUAUCGCCCUUAAUCUGCACUAUCCAACCACGGCACUGCCAUUUUGUGCAGAGAGAAAGAGAGAGAAAAUAAUUGAAAGCACAAUUGAGUUUCAAUUUCAACAAACCACCAUCAUUGCGAUCAGUGUUUGAAUUUCAUCAGCUCAUUUGCAUUUUAAAGGACACACCCAAAAACGGCACAUUUUGCUCUCACCUACAAAGUGGAAAUUUUAACAUGAUAUAAUAAAUUAUCUAUAUUGUAUUUUGAGCUAAAACUUCUCAUAUGUACUCUGGGGGCACCAAAGAUUUAUUUUACAUCUUAAAAAAGUCUUGUGACAUGGCACCUUUAAAUUUGUCUGUCUGGUUUAUUGAAAAUCAGAUAGCUGAAUUCAGAAACUGUCAAAAGAUUAUUUAUGCAAUUUUGGCUAAAACAAGGCAAAAUCUUGCUUGCUGAGAAUCAACUCAUCAAAUAAAUAUUUAAAUAAAGGACAACAUUACUAUUCAUCAGUUCAUUUGUGUCUGCGAGACUCCAGUCAUGAUGCGGUUAAAUGCUGACUGCGCGUGGAGCAUCCACCCACCUCUCCUCUCUCUCUCGUGAUGACGGUUUGCUCCUCCACACGCCGCAUGUGCGAGCGCGUGUCAGCGGAAGGCGUGUGUGGAUGGCCCGCGUCGCGCUCUAUCGCAGCAUCACUUCAUCCCUCGAUUGAUAGCGACAGAUACACGACUGAUAUUUGCUGGAUCGGCGCAUCUCUCUCUCCCCCCUCUCUCUCUGUCUCGGCUGGACAGUGAAAUGAUGCUGCAGCGCUCACUCGCUCUUUCUUUAAAGUGACUGUAUGCCCACCUCGUCUUACACCAGUAGGCCAAAGAACAGCCCACAUACAACUGUCACCAUCAUCAUGACGACAUCGGCCCUGCGGCGACAGGUAAAGAACAUUGUGCACAACUAUUCAGAUGCUGAAAUCAAGGUGAGAGAGGCGACAUCCAAUGACCCCUGGGGUCCGUCCAGUUCACUGAUGUCAGAGAUCGCCGAACUGACCUUCAGUGUGGUGGCGUUCAGCGAGGUCAUGGCCAUGGUGUGGAAACGACUUAAUGAUAACGGCAAGAACUGGAGACAUGUGUACAAGGCUUUGACUCUGUUGGAUUAUUUGGCCAAGACGGGCUCUGAACGGGUCGCCCAGCAGUGUCGUGAGAACGCCUUCACCAUUCAGACGCUCAGAGACUUCCAGUACGUGGACCGAGACGGGCGAGAUCAGGGCGUGAACGUGCGCGAGAAAGCCAAGCAGCUGGUGGCUCUGCUGAGGGAUGAGGAGCGUUUGCGUCAGGAGAGAGCACAGGCCCUUAAAACCAGAGAGAGGAUGACGGGGGGCGGCGGGGUGGGAGGAGUGCCACCUGCGUACCCCAGCAGACGUAGCAGUCAACCCAGCAUGGCAGCGCUUUACGGAGAAGACUUGAGUCAGUCCAGAGGAUCUCCAUCUUCAUUUAACUCAUCGUCGUCAUCACCGAGAGCAUCUGAUCUGGAACAGACCCGACCUCAGACCAGUGGAGAAGAAGAACUACAGCUACAGCUCGCUCUAGCCAUGAGCAGAGAGGAUCAACGUACGCAUCCUGGAGAAGAAGGUCGACUUCCGAAAGUUCAGGAGGAGAUGAGCGAGAGAGAUUCAGGAACUGGAGGGUCGGCCGUGAUCGAUCUGGUUGAUAUUUUUGGCCCCACGUCUGCUGCCCCUGCCGACGAUGAUCCCUGGGAUGCCCCGCCUACAUGCCCUGUGACCUCUGACCCCUGGGAGACUGUAGCUGGAAUCGGUAGUCCGUGGAAGACCCGACCUUCCUCCGGUAGUCCCGCCCAUCAUUGGGGCCACAACCAAUCACCUUGUGAUCCCUGGGAAGCCUCACCCUCAAACAGUUCAUUAAAUACGGCAGAACAGGCCUGGAGGAGUCCAGCACGAGCAGCUCUGAGUGGGAGGGACCCAUUUUGCAUUCAUGAGGAAGAGGAGGAGGAGCUUCAGGUGGAGGAGGAGGAGCCUGGAGUCAAGCAGGAGGGGCCAAACCGAGUGUUCAGCCCUCGCUGUGAAAGUCCAGCAGAAGUUGAGCAGUUUGAGAUCACUGGUGUUCAGAUGAACGGCAGGGACAGUGACAGUCCAGAUAGUUUUGACCUUUCUCGUCUGGCACCUCCUCUGGACGGGUUGACCCCCAGACCGUGCCGGACCCCUGAAGCUUUCCUCGGACCCACGGCCGCUUCCCUCGUAAACCUGGACGCGCUAAUCCCGACCAACCCACCCGUCAAGAGCAAAAACCCUUUCCUUUCAGGUCUGAGCGCACCCUCUCCUACGAACCCUUUCCACUUUGACCAACCCAGGCUGACUCUGAAUCAGAUGAGACCGAGCUCCACCUCUCCCCUGCCGGGCCACGCCCUCUCCUACAGCGCCUCCCUACCUCUGCCCCUGCUACAGCAGAAACCUCAGUCUCUGACCUCAUCGUACACCCAACCUCACCACGGUCUCCUGGACAUGCCCAGUAACCUGCCUCAACCUCUGCUGCCUCUGUGCACCGCCUCUGUCCAGCCCUCCACCAUACACCCACAUCACCAGAGCCACAACCCCUUCCUCUGAGAGAGAUCUGAAUUCAGAUUUAAAUCACUUCUGUUGAACUGAAUGUAUUCCUUUCGUGUUUGGUGCAAACAGACUUUUUAAAUGUUACAGUCUUACUGUUACUUUUAGCUAUAAACUCUUGCCAAUAAGAUAUUACACAUUAUGACAUCAUUUAUGUUAAUUUACAUUCAAAUGCCCAUAUGCAUUCUGUAUAAUAACCGAAAUAUAAAAUUACAGCUUUUAUAUCAGGUCAAUAUGAUGUCAAACUCUGCCUGUUUCCCAGUACAUGUUCCAACACGAUCGUUCAGUGCACGUUAUUUAAAAUUGAAUCACAACUUUCCUGUUUCAGACGGUGCACGCUAUUGGUCCAUGUUAACUAUUUGUCAAACAGCUAGUUAGGCUUUAUAGUAUUGCCAAUAUGCCAGGUUAUUUAAGGUUACAGCAAUAAUAACAGAUAAUUGUGGAUCAAUUGCCCCUCUUUAAAAUGGGGGGCGGGGCUUCUGGUUUUCCACAAUCCUUUCAGGUCUGGUAUUAUACUGUUAUAAAACCUACACUCAACAAUCCAGUCAGAUCAUAAUAGAUCAGAUCAACUUCUGCUUCACAUUUUUUUGAAUGUUACACAAGUAAACUGUUGAUCUUAAUACAAUAUUGGCUUUAACUUAUUUUGCUAUAAAGAAACAGCAUGCUGCUACAAAGGGUUUGAAUGUCAGUAUUUCAUUCAAAAUACUCUCUCCUCCUCAGCCCUUAGAUAUGUGGGACUGAGACACGUACCCAAGAGGAAAUUUCAGGAACAUAAAUCUAAUGAACCUUACACCAAUAAUAAGUGCAUCACACACGAUUUUCUCCUGCACCCUUAUGUACUUUCUGCUGCCUUGUAUCUGUGGAUGCCUGUUUGAUGUACCGGAUCCAGCACUGAUUGUAAAUAGACUGUCUCAUCGACAGUCCCACAAUGCACCGGGGCUGGCACCUCACUUCCUGUUCGGAUCUCAGGAGUGCCACCUGCUGAAAGCCACAUAGCCAAUGAAACUCACAGCUGAUGUCUGUUUAAAUAGAGGAUAUGACUUCAAGAAGAAAUGUUUUAUAAAGGCUGCAGUAUGUCAGACUUUCUGUGCGUUCACACCAGAUGCGGAAGAGGCGGCAAAAACGCACUAUUCAUGCGUAGUUGGAUCUUGAACAUUUUGAGUUUACUCGCUUCUUUUUGCACGUUAAAUUGCGCAUGAAAUUCUAGUCAUUCGAGACAUUCAUAUGUAAAUUCGCAUCGUGGGAGGGGCUUAUAUAGCUCAAAUUGAGUAUUAACAGAUUCUUUGACUUCCUCACUCUUCCAAACAAGAUCCAAGAUCCUUUUAAUUCCUGUGAUGAUGAUUGUCCUCAAUUGUUGUUUUGUUUUACUGCCUCCGCUCCCUUACGGUAAUCAUGUCACUGCUAGAGCAAGCUAUUGAUUGGUUAACGCGGCCUGUCAGAUUUUUCAACUUGCGCGGAUCACACGGCAACCCUCAAUUCGUGCGUACUACUCUUCCGCGUCUGGUGUGAACGCACCUUUAUCUUAUGCUGUUAUAUCUUUUCUCUCUGAACAAUAAUUUAAGUACCAGCUUUACUAGACAUCACUACUGGUAAAUAUGAUUGAAUUAUUCCAGGUUAACCAGGUGAAUUGUUUAAUCCUCUAUGAGAUAAAUGGUGUACAUUAAUGGCACUAAUAAAUGAAUGUCACUUUUAAUGCUGUUUAUGUUUCUCGUUUAUUUCUUUGCAGAUGUUUUAAAAUUCCACAAAAUCCCAGCAAGCAAUUUUGCAUUUAAAAGACAUCUUAUAGUUGUCCAGUCACAGCUUACAUGUCUAGAAUAAAACAAGACAAAAUUUGGGCUGUCAGUUUAAUAGAUGCUAACCAUAGCCGAAAAAUAAAUAAAUGAAACCAAACACCUUGUAA
Paramisgurnus dabryanus is the source of this 4539-nucleotide messenger RNA. NCBI's taxonomy places the organism in Eukaryota, Metazoa, Chordata, Actinopteri, Cypriniformes, Cobitidae. The record is from RefSeq and is a predicted model, not a curated record.